Messenger RNA from Geodia barretti, 234 nucleotides. Lineage: Eukaryota; Metazoa; Porifera; Demospongiae; Tetractinellida; Geodiidae. The record is from the annotation of a GenBank genome assembly.
CGGUAGCUCAUAACAUACCAGCAAUGGAAGUCAGUACAACUGUUUGUCCCCUCUGUUCAUAUGAAGUUAUCUUUCGUUCCAAUUCCUGAUCAAUAUCAAUACCAUUUGACGUCAUCCACAACCGAUCUCCAAUCAGAACCUGGUAUGUAUGGUCUAGGUCCACCAGGGGUUGGUUGGUUGGAGAGCCAGUAACUGGUAGUCUCACGCACUGAAGGAGUGCUGUUUUUAUCUACU